AUAUUAGCCUUCCGGGUUUCUCUUGGAUGCAGCUCCUCGAUUCUGUGAAAAAACCAGUCGUGCUGCCCAAUAUACCCAAAAUUUUGCAUUCACCGUCGAUUGGAUCGCACUGGAAGCUUUAGUCAUUCAGCGUUCGAAUCUGCUACUAACAAGUUUGUUCUGAAGAGUUGCUCUCGUACUAGCUGAUAGAUUAAACCUGAUAAAUAGCUAAAGAGCUGUGAUUACUUCUUGGUACGUGGAGAUAAACUUAGAGAUAGAUUGUAAACGUAAACAGCUACCGGUCAAAGUUUAAUAUGUCGAAGAAGUGAACCAGUGAAAAGAAGAAGCGCUUCACGAGUGGCAGUUAAAUUUAUAAAAUAUGAUUGGACACUUUUGGAUGCGAAUGCUGGUGGUAGUGUUUGUAGUGGCGCUGACUGUGGUCGUUGUCGAUUGUCAAAAUUAUGAUCAUGAGACUGUUGGACGAUUUCCAGCAUUAUUCGAGUACGAUGAUUUUGAAAGCUGUCGUAAGACGUAUCGUGAGCGAUACGUUUACUGUAUAGUUCGAGCGAAGAUAGUUCCGGACGAUGAGUCACUAUUAUGGCAAAACAUGAGCCUGGUCUCCGAAGAUAACUUUUAUUAUGAUCAUCGGGUGUUGGAACGGGGAAUGUGUGUUCAAAAUUGUCUCGCAAACGCAGACAAAGAUACUGUUGCCGAUCUAAAUGGACUGAAUCAAUUGAGAACUUGCAUUAAUCACCGUCUCCAGAAGAGUCAUGAUCUUCAGAUUGAUCCAGACCUUCAUAUCUACCACUGCUACAACAAACCAAACGAAGAUCCUCCUUAUGACGCAUUGGAAAUAGUUUUCUUCAUCACAAUUGCAGUGCUAACCCUCCUCGUCUGCUACUCAACAUGGUAUGACUUAUCACUUCAAUCGGCGCAUCGGUAUACCGAUAAUUACUUCAGCAAAUCUCACACCACUAGUCAACAAAAGUUGCUCACUGCCUUCUCUAUUCCGCGGAAUCUCCGGCGCAUAGGACACACCGCGAAUACGGAAAUUCGGCGGGAUUUGAAUUUCCUUGAGUCGUUCCGUUUCAUCCAAAUGUAUCGGAUUAUCUCGCUUCAUGUGGUGAUGGCACUGGUCAAGGUACCCAAGAGUAAUCCGGAAGACCUUGAACUGAUGGUCAAUCAACCUGCAGCUAUUGAAUACGUUGCAGAGUUUCAAAACUAUGUACAAACCUUCUUUUCCAUAACUGGAAUGUUGAUGACGAUCAACUUUCUGGAGCACAUUCGCAAAAACCCUCAGUUCAACAUGAAAUACUUUUGGGAACGUAUCCGAGCACGGAUGUACCGAAUCGUCCCGGCUUAUUUGUUUAUCCUCUUGCUGGAAACUUCCAUCACUCGGCGUUUCAUGGAUGGACCUCUGGCAGAGCUUAUGAUUGGGCAAUCGAGGGCUAGUUGUCGUCAAAGUUGGUGGAAAAAUCUUCUAUUUGUGAACAACUACAUCGAUACAGACAAACCAUGCCUUAUCCAAUCUUGGUAUCUGUCGGCUGAUUUACAACUCUUUACCUUUGCUCUUGGGUGCCUCAUGCUUAUCUGGCGAUGGCCAUUCCUAAAGAAAUACAUCCUUGGCAUUGGAUUAACAUGGGGACUUGUCGUCACCACGAUAGUUGCGUACUUAGGUCGAAUUCCACCAGUCAUGACCGAAGACCUCAAGCUGUACAAUAACUACAACUUCGGUCAUCCGUACUUCCAACUGUACCAACCAUUCCACAUGAAUAUCACAAUCUACUUCGCCGGGAUGAUCGCCGGUUUUGUGUACCAUCGGUAUCGGGAAUCACGCAAAGAGUUUUUCAAAUGCCAGCUACAGUUUAAUUUGCUGCAGGUCUUCCUGUUCCUGUACUUCUCUACCGUGUUCACAGGCUGGUGGGUCGUUCGGAAUCAAUCUGUGAUUUCGCCUAUUUUGGUGGCAAUCUACGCCACCUGUUUCAAGCACGUCUGGGGCUUCCUGUGCACUAUGAUCCAGAUACGAACAGCUCUCGCCACCAGCUGGUCCCGAUUCCGCAACUUCUUCAGCCACCCGAUUUUCAUUAUACUUGGGAAACUGUGCUACAGCUUCUACCUCAUUCACUUCACCGUAAUAGUGCAAGUCGUAGGUUCAGCUAAACAACCCAUUUUCUAUAGUAUGAGAGCGAUUUUCGAAUAUACUUUCACAACCUGUAUAUGGUCCCUCAUUUUUGGAACAUUGCUCUGCAUUCUGGUUGAAUUGCCUUCGAAUGUGGCCCUGCAGGAAUUGUUUGAAUCCAGGUCGGAGAAAAAGUCAACCGAUAAUGAUGCAAGUAUGCCAAACAGAAAAAUACACAAAGAUCCUAGCCACUGAGAACCGAAUUUUAAGAUAAGUGACAAUAAUUUUAAGAAUAAUUGUAAAAAAUGGUGAUAAUGUGAGUAGAAUUAGUAUAAGUAUGUCCCUAGUAAAGCUGUGUUUCAAUCAUUUAA
This is a messenger RNA of Aedes aegypti (yellow fever mosquito), 2469 nucleotides long. Its product is annotated as nose resistant to fluoxetine protein 6. The transcript is spliced from 6 exons. Lineage: Eukaryota; Metazoa; Arthropoda; Insecta; Diptera; Culicidae. Gene Ontology annotation, molecular function: acyltransferase activity, transferring groups other than amino-acyl groups. The coding region runs from base 359 to 2353 and encodes 664 amino acids. The record is from RefSeq and is a predicted model, not a curated record.